Messenger RNA from Suricata suricatta (meerkat), 1127 nucleotides. RefSeq names its product adenine nucleotide translocase lysine methyltransferase (gene ANTKMT). The transcript has 8 exons. The coding region runs from base 1 to 1095 and encodes 364 amino acids. NCBI's taxonomy places the organism in Eukaryota, Metazoa, Chordata, Mammalia, Carnivora, Herpestidae. Gene Ontology annotation, biological process: peptidyl-lysine trimethylation; positive regulation of proton-transporting ATP synthase activity, rotational mechanism; regulation of mitochondrial ATP synthesis coupled proton transport. Gene Ontology annotation, cellular component: mitochondrion. The record is from RefSeq and is a predicted model, not a curated record. Gene Ontology annotation, molecular function: protein-lysine N-methyltransferase activity.
AUGGCAUUUCAUCAGAAGGAGGCGGACCCUGGCCACACCCAGGAGUCACUGUGGACUGCCUCCCAGACCACGUGUCCACAAAAACGCAGGGCAGGGCAGCUGCUCUGGGGACUGGGGCCAGUUGAGGACAAGUACAGGCAGGCAUGUGAGCAGUCUGUAGUGCUUUCGGCUGCGGUGCGGGCGGGAGGGUGUCCUCCCUGCGUCCGCCCCCGGGCUUGGCCGGCCUUCGGGCUGUCACGGUGGGCGGGACCCCCGCCUGUCUCUCUGAGACAGCCUUGCGGCCGGAGCCACCCCACGCCCCGGAGUUCCCUUCGUGCCAAAGCUCCAUGGCCGUCCCCCAACCCGGCUCCGGCCACGCCAGCACUGGCCGCGUCGCGUGUCCCUGCGCGGGAACUGGUGGACCAAAGGGGCAGCGGUGGGUCCCUGCGUGCGCAGGCUAGGCCGGUGGCCUCAGGUUUCCAGCAGAACCCGAGCCCCGCGGGAAGGGCCCCGGACCGCGGCCGAAGGCCACUGGACGGCCGCUUCCGGCGCUCCGCCACGACCUCCGCCCGCACUUCCGGCGCCCCGCCACUUCCGGUGCCCUAUGUCGGUGCGAGUGAGCGGCAGGUGGAGCACGUGUUGACGCUGCUGCGAGGCCGCCCUGGAAAGAUGGUGGACCUGGGCUCUGGCGACGGCAGGAUUGUGCUGGCUGCCCACAGGUGCGGUCUCCGCCCUGCUGUGGGUUACGAGCUGAACCCGUGGCUCGUGGGGCUGGCCCGGCUGCACGCGUGGAGGGCAGGCUGUGCCGGCAGUGUCCACUACCGCCGUGAGGACCUCUGGCAGGUGAGCCUGAGGGACUGCAACAACGUGUCUGUGUUCCUGGCCCCUAGCGUGCUCCCACUCCUGGAAGACAAGCUGCGGGCAGAGUUGCCCGCAGGGGCCCGAGUGGUGUCAGGGCGCUUCCCCCUCCCCACCUGGCAGCCUGUGGCUGUGAUGGGGGAGGGUCCGGACCGUGUCUGGGCCUAUGAUGUCCACAGUGGUGGGCCAGCUGGUCAGGCUUCCCCAGGACCCAGUUCUGCCUCAGUCCCGGGGGCCCCCAAUUCUCAGAUUGGCUGACCGUUUGGACCCAAUAAAGACUCUAGACUGCG